CAAAGAAUCUCCAUCGACCACCGUGAGAGCUUGCGAUCGCCUGUCCAUUCUCACAUCACACGAUCAUCCACAUACUGUAAUGAGCUACGCAAUGUCAAGCCAGUCCGCUGUGCAGGUGCGCUCGCUAUAUCGCCAACUCCUACGACAAUCAAGACAAUUCGCCGCAUACAAUUUCAGAGAAUACGCGACACGGAGGACGAAAGAUGCGUUUCGAGAACACAAGACGGUGACAGAUCAGGAGAAAGUGAAAGAGUUGUUGGAGAAGGGGCAGAAGGAAUUGCAGAUGUUGAAGAGACAAACAGUAGUGAGCCAAUUCUUCCAGCUCGAUCGGUUAGUAGUGGAAGGAGGAAAGGAAGGCCGACAGAAGGGUGGCCGCAACGACAUAGUCCGGCAGAAAGACCAAGGGUGGGACUGAGCGAGCUUAAUGUUACGAUAAUAGACACAAAAUCGGCACUUGCCAUGUACAGUAUCAUCUGACUCUGCAGGACUUCGCUUGGUCGUCUCUUUACUCAUUCGAUCACAACCACUUUGCUUCAUCGCUACCCAGCUUCUUUGGCAUGACCUCCCAACCAGGCUCUUUGCCCUCUACACUCGCCGAAUGUCGCACAGCG
Messenger RNA from Cercospora beticola, 611 nucleotides. It is a transcript of the gene ISD11, whose product is annotated as Isd11p. The record is from RefSeq and is a predicted model, not a curated record. NCBI's taxonomy places the organism in Eukaryota, Fungi, Ascomycota, Dothideomycetes, Mycosphaerellales, Mycosphaerellaceae. Gene Ontology annotation, cellular component: mitochondrion; L-cysteine desulfurase complex. Gene Ontology annotation, biological process: iron-sulfur cluster assembly.